Stereum hirsutum FP-91666 SS1 is the source of this 384-nucleotide messenger RNA. RefSeq lists its product as uncharacterized. Lineage: Eukaryota; Fungi; Basidiomycota; Agaricomycetes; Russulales; Stereaceae. The transcript is spliced from 5 exons. Gene Ontology annotation, biological process: electron transport chain. The coding region runs from base 1 to 384 and encodes 127 amino acids. The record is from RefSeq and is a predicted model, not a curated record.
AUGCCGGAGAAGGAUGUUGUCGCUGCAGACGCUAUCAGCGGUGCACCCGCUCAACUCCGCCACCGCCAGGUCCGGAUAUACCAACCCGCGAGGAACACGAUGCAGAGCGGCUCGGGAAAGACUGAGAAAUGGCGCAUCGACUUUGAUAUCCUACCGGGAGGUGGACGAUGGGAGAACCCCUUGAUGGGGUGGGCCAGCUCCGCGGACUAUGUCCAAGCACUGCGCAUGUCCUUCCGAUCAAAGGAGGAUGCUGUUCACUUUGCGGAGAAGCAAGGCUGGGACUACUAUGUGCAACCUCCCGUUAUCCAGCGUAUUCCUCCGAAGAACUAUGCGGAGAAUUACGUGUACAAGCCGAACAAGCUUCGUAUCGCUCGUACGAAGUAG